AUGGGCUUCUGGGAGAUUUCCAAGAAGGGAGAAUUGGGCACGUUGGAAAUCACCCUCACCAUCAUCUUGACCUUUCUUACCAUGGGCUCAGUUGCCAUCUUCGUAGAGGAUGCUAUUUAUCUGUACAAGAACACCCUUUGCUCCAUCAAGAAGAGGACCCUGAUCUGGAGUAGCUCUGCACCUACGGUGGUGUCUGUGUUCUGCUGCUUUGGUCUCUGGAUUCCUCGUGCCCUCACACUCGUGGAAAUGGCCAUAACGUCGUUUUACGCCAUAGUCUUUUAUCUGCUGAUGCUGGUCAUGGUGGAAGGCUUUGGUGGGAAGGAUGCAGUUCUGAGGACACUGAAGGACACACCAAUGAGGGUGCACACGGGGCCCUGCUGCUGCUGCUGCCCCUGCUGCCCACCCCUCAUACUUACCAGGAAGAAGCUUCAGCUGCUGAUGUUGGGCGCUUUCCAGUAUGCCUUCUUCAAGAUAAUGCUGAACAUAGUGGGGCUGUUUCUCAUCCCUGAUGGCAUCUUUGACCCAUCAGACAUUUCUGAGAAGAGCACGGCUCUGUGGAUCAACACUUUUCUCGGCGUGUCCACACUGUUCGCUCUCUGGUCCCUGGCCAUCCUUUUCCGCCAAGCCAAGCUGCACCUGGGUGAACAGAAUAUGGGAUCCAAGUUUGCUCUCUUCCAGAUUCUUGUUAUCCUGACUGCCCUGCAGCCCUCCAUUUUCUCCGUCUUGGCUAGUUGCGGACAGAUUGCUUGCUCACCUCCCUUCUCUUCUAAAAUCAGGUCCCAAGUGAUGAACUGCCACAUGCUCAUAGUGGAGACCUUCCUAAUGACGGUGUUGACACGGAUGUACUAUCGAAGGAAAGAUGACAAGGUUGGGUACGAGACUUGUUCAGCACCAGACCUGGACUUGAAACUCAAAGCCUGA
Messenger RNA from Onychomys torridus (southern grasshopper mouse), 921 nucleotides. It is a transcript of the gene Slc51a, whose product is annotated as solute carrier family 51 subunit alpha. NCBI's taxonomy places the organism in Eukaryota, Metazoa, Chordata, Mammalia, Rodentia, Cricetidae. Bases 1 to 921 code for a protein of 306 amino acids. Gene Ontology annotation, cellular component: endoplasmic reticulum membrane; plasma membrane. The record is from RefSeq and is a predicted model, not a curated record. Gene Ontology annotation, biological process: bile acid and bile salt transport. The transcript is spliced from 8 exons. Gene Ontology annotation, molecular function: transporter activity.